UGAUUCUGACUGAUACAUUAAAAAUGACCAAUUUUAUACGUUAGCUUUUGAAAAAUAUUUACGAUAAAAUAUUCAUUGAUUAGUUUCUCCUCAUUCAAUCAAUCAUUGAUCAUACCAAUAAUGGGUAUGAAUAAAAUUCAGAUCGGACAUUAGCAUAUUGUAGACUUUUAAGGUAUUAAGUUUCAUUAUUGAGAUUGCAAAUCUGGAAUCAAUUUAAGGUUAACUAGAACAGUUAACAUUAGCAAUUAAUUAGGGAAAAUCAAAUGUGUUAUUGCCACAAAAUUGGCUUCAAUUUUACAGUUUGCUGAAUAUCUAUUCACUAGUUCAGGCCUAAUUUAGGCCUAACAUAUUGUAUGAAAUGUUGACCCUUAACUUGAUUUUUGUUUAUUAUUUUGUAUUUACUUCCAUCUUAAUUAGUCCAUCCUCAGCACUUUACUAUCAAAAAUAUUACGUUUCGGAAAAAUGUACUUCGGUGGAGAAACCAGAACCGAUACAAUUAACUGACGCUGCUGGUGGAUCAGCUGUAUAUUUUGAGUUACCAAACAAAGAUGGACCUUUGAUUAGACUAACACAAGCAUGUGUGAUCGUAGUCCAAUCAUCACCUGGUCAUGGACUUGUACUUCAUCCAAUCGCACUAGAUUUGACUCAAUUUUCUGGAAGCAUUACGAUCUAUCAAUUGCAUUUAUCUCAUGCAGAUUCUCAUACUAUUUUUGAUUUAAAUAAUUCCUUUAACUCCAGUGAUGAUCAUGUAGUCGAAUCAGUGCCUUUGAAUGUUUUACCCGGAGAUAAUCAAACUAUUGUGCUAUUCUCAUUUCAACCCAAUUCUAAUCAAACAAAUUGGAACCAAUUGUCUUUUGAAUUUCUGGUAACUUCUUUCAUAUAUGCGAUUGAUGCUUGAUUUGACAACAGCAAAUAUUGAUUUGAUUGGACAGGGAUCAAGAUUAUAAUCAAUUAACUGUCAUUUUAAAGUCUGAUGUAUUCAGGUUUGAUCAAAAAUAAGUGUAAACAUUUCAUUCCUUUCCUUUUCAUUCUGAUUGGAGCAUCAAUCAAUUUUGAUAAAAUAUUCAAUCUUUUUACUCAAUUAAUUGUGAGUAACAAUAAUUGAUAACUUACUUCAUUAGGUUCAAAAUUAACGGAAGUUAAUAGCAUUUCCAAGCAAGUUUCAGAUCAUUUAAGAAAUAAAAUCAACGUUGAGUUUAGUGGUGAUCAUUAAUGGUCAAAAUGAAA
Molecule: messenger RNA, 1227 nt
Organism: Tetranychus urticae (two-spotted spider mite)
Lineage: Eukaryota; Metazoa; Arthropoda; Arachnida; Trombidiformes; Tetranychidae
Source: RefSeq, a predicted model, not a curated record